Danio rerio (zebrafish) is the source of this 6739-nucleotide messenger RNA. Lineage: Eukaryota; Metazoa; Chordata; Actinopteri; Cypriniformes; Danionidae. The record is from RefSeq and is a predicted model, not a curated record.
CCUCCAGUAAUGUACCAAACGCUGGUGUGUAGACUGUACCGAGGGAAAGUAAGUAGCCGUACACGUCAUCCGCGCUCCCGUGGGAGGAGGGUUAGGAACCUGGAGCUCAACUAAUAACAGAUUAUCCUCCAUCCGUCGAUGCAGUGUGUGUGUUUGGUCCAUGAUCGUGUGUGUGAAGAAGAAGACGAAGAAAAGCUCCGCAGCAGCAGCGAGCCGCCGCCACAUCCUCCCCGCCUGAAGAAGAGCCGCGCCGGGCGAUGGAGCACCUCUGCGGCCCCGACAAACCCUUCUGGGAACUGAACCUGACGCUGUACGGGCAGCAGCCGGAUCUGCCAGAAUGUUUCCAGAUGUCAGUUUUAUCGUGGGCUCCGUGUAUUUACCUGUGGGCCGCAGCUCCUCUCUAUAUACUACACCUGAGGAGGAACAACCGCGGAUACAUCAUGAUGUCCAUUCUCAACAGAAUCAAGACGGUUCUGGGCCUGAUUCUGUGGAUCGUCUGCUGGACGGAUCUGUUUUCGGCGUUUCACCAGAUGAAUCAGGGUUCUAAAAUUUCUCCCAUAUAUUUCGUCACUCCUUUAAUAGUUGGCAUGACAAUGCUUUUAGCCACUUUCCUGAUCCAGUUUGAGCGUCUGAAAGGAGUGCAGUCGUCCGGUGUGCUCUUUAUUUUCUGGACACUUUCUGUUGUUUUCGCCAUUGUGCCGUUUCGCUCCAAAAUCAUGCAUGCAAACACAGAGCAGGUCAAAGACAAGCUGAGGUUCACCACGUUCUACAUUUACUUCAGUUUUACCCUGCUUGAACUCAUCCUGUCCUGCUUCAAUGAAAAGCCUCCUCUAUUCUCCAGCGCCGUCAUGGACCCUAACGUGUGUCCAGAAACCACCGCUGGAUUCCUCUCCAGAAUGACGUUUUGGUGGUUCACCAGAAUGGCCAUCAAAGGCUACAAAUCGCCGCUGGAGAAUAAAGACCUGUGGUCCCUGAACAAGAAUGACAGUUCAGAGCUGGUGGUUCCCGGUCUUCUCAAUCAGUGGGAGGUGGAGAAAUCCAAAGCUCACAGCAGCGAUGAUCAGAACGUCAAAGAGCAGGUCACGUUUACCAAACCCGGCUCAGGAGCUGAAAGCAACCAUGUGAAUGAGAGUCCUGAGGAGGCGGAGGUUCUGCUGUCCAAACAGCAGCAGAAGUCCCGGCAGCCUUCAUUUCUGUGGGCCCUGCUGAGAGCCUUCGGGCCCUACUUCCUCAUCGGCUCUGCUUUCAAACUCCUGCAGGAUCUCAUUACCUUCAUCAACCCUCAGCUGCUCAGGAUGUUGAUAGCGUUCACCAAGCAGUCGGACGUCCCGUCGUGGUGGGGUUACGCUCUGGCGUUUCUGAUGUUCGGCACGUCUCUCCUGCAGACGCUCAUUCUGCAUCAACACUUUCAGUACUGCUUCGUCACGGGCAUGAGGCUGCGCACAGGCAUCAUCGGAGCCAUUUACAGGAAGGCUCUGGUGAUCACGAAUGAGGCCAAGCGCUCCUCUACCGUGGGUGAGGUGGUCAAUCUGAUGUCUGUAGACGCGCAGCGCUUCAUGGAUCUCACCACCUUCCUCAACAUGCUGUGGUCGGCGCCGCUGCAGAUCUUCCUGGCGCUCUUCUUCCUCUGGCAGAAUCUGGGUCCGUCUGUUCUGGCCGGUGUGGCUGUGAUGGUGCUGCUGAUCCCCUUCAAUGCUUUCAUCGCCAUGAAGACCAGAACAUACCAGGUGGAGCAGAUGAAAUAUAAAGACGACCGCAUUAAACUGAUGAACGAGAUCCUGAAUGGCAUCAAGGUGUUGAAGCUGUACGCCUGGGAGCCGUCCUUCAGGGAUAAAAUCCUGCAGAUCCGGCAGAAGGAGCUGCACGUUUUGAGGAAAACUGCGUAUCUCAGUGCUCUGUCCACCAUGGCCUGGACCAGCGCUCCAUUCCUGGUGGCGUUGACCUCAUUCGCAGUGUUCGUGAAUGUGGAUGAGAAGAACGUGCUGGAUGCAGAAAAGGCCUUUGUGUCGCUGUCUCUGUUCAACAUCCUGAGGUUUCCAUUAAACAUGCUUCCUCAGGUCAUCAGCAGCAUCGUACAGGCCAGCGUGUCUCUGAAACGCCUGCAGGAUUUCCUGAAUCACGAUGAGCUGGAUCCUGAAAGUGUCGACAGGAAGAGCAACACAACAGAAUACGCUGUGUCUGUCGUCAAUGGGAAAUUCUCAUGGGCCAAACGUGAUCAAGUCAUUCUGGACAAUAUUAACGUGCUGGUGCCGCAGGGCUCUCUGCUGGCUGUGGUUGGUCAUGUGGGCUGUGGGAAAACCUCCCUGAUAUCUGCUCUGCUGGGGGAGAUGGAGAAGCUGGAUGGGCAGAUCUCCAUACGGGGCUCUGUGGCUUAUGUUCCUCAGCAGGCCUGGAUCCAGAACGCCACACUGAGAGACAACAUACUGUUCGGCCGGCCGUAUGUGGAGCAGAAAUACCGCUGCGUGCUUGAGGCCUGCGCCCUAACCCCUGACCUGGAAGUGCUUCCUGGAGGAGACCUGACUGAGAUCGGGGAGAAGGGCAUUAAUCUGUCUGGUGGUCAGCGUCAGCGUGUGAGUUUGGCCAGAGCUCUGUACAGUGAAGCAGACGUGUAUCUGCUGGAUGAUCCUCUGUCUGCUGUCGACGCUCAUGUGGCGAAACACAUCUUUGAUCAUGUCAUCGGUCCUGAAGGAGCGCUCAAGGGAAAGACGCGGAUCCUGGUAACUCACGGCAUCAGCUUCCUGCCGCAGGUCAACAACAUCCUGGUCCUGGUGGACGGACGCGUGUCGGAGAUGGGCUCCUAUCAGGAUCUGCUGAGACAGAACGGAGCGUUCGCAGAAUUCCUGAGAAACUACUCUCUCGAAGACAUCAUUGAAGACGACGAACUCACAGUGUCAUUUGAUGAGGAAGAAGAGGAGUUUCCUGAAGACGCUCUCAGCAAUCACACAGAUAUGGUGGAUAAUGAGCCUGUAGUGAAUGAGGCCCGCAGACAGUUCAUGAGGCAGAUGAGCAUCAUGUCUAAUGAUGUGGAGAACCCUAAGAAGAUGUCUCGCCGGCGCCGCUGUAGCGAGAGGAAACAUCCGGAAACACCGACCGAGAAGAAGGAGCCGAAGGUGGAGAAACUGAUCCAGGCGGAGACCACCGAGACGGGCAGAGUGAAGCUGCAGGUGUAUUGGGAGUAUGUGAAGGCGAUCGGGCCUCUGCUGGCGCUCUUCAUCUGUUUUCUGUACGGCUGUCAGAGCGCCGCCGCCAUCGGGGCAAACUUCUGGCUCAGCGAGUGGACGAACGACGCGCUGCACAACCGAACACAGGAGAUGCUGCAGACUAGAGUGGGGGUGUACGCUGCGCUGGGCAUCUCACAAGGUGUGCUGAUCCUCUCCAUCUGUCUGCUGUGUCGGGCGUACAGCACACUGCGGGCGGCGCGACACACACACCAGCACAUGCUGAAUUCUGUCCUGAGGGCUCCGCAGGCCUUCUUCGAGGCCACCCCCUCGGGACGCGUCCUCAACCGCUUCAGCAAGGACGUGGACACUAUAGACUCGCUCAUUCCAGACAAUAUCGAUAUCUGGAUGCGCACUUUCUGGUACACAGUGAAUGUGCUGAUGGUUUGCUCUGUCCUCACCCCAAUCUUCCUCAUAGUCAUAGUGCCGUUAAUGCUGUUCUAUUGGUGGGUCCAGAGGUUUUAUGUAGCCACAUCUCGUCAGUUGAAGAGACUGGAGUCUGUCAGUCGCUCUCCAAUAUACUCUCAUUUCUCUGAGUCCAUCACCGGCACCAGCGUGAUCCGAGCUUACGGACGGAACGCCGCGUUCGUGCUCAUGAGCGAUAAUAAAGUGGACGAAAACCAGAAGAGCUACUACCCUGGUAUUGUCUCCAACAGAUGGCUGGGCGUCCGCAUUGAGUUUAUCGGGAACUGUAUUGUGUUGUUCGCUGCUCUGUUCGCCGUCACAGGAAAAGACAAACUCAGCCCCGGGUUGGUGGGUCUGUCAGUAUCGUACGCCCUGCAGGUCACAAUGUCGCUGAACUGGAUGGUGCGGAUGACCUCUGACCUCGAGAGCAACAUCGUAGCGGUGGAGAGAGUGAAGGAGUAUUCAGAGACACAGACGGAGGCUCCAUGGGAGGUGCUGGAGAAGAAGCCUCCUCCAGACUGGCCUCCGCUGGGGAACGUGGAGUUUGUGGAUUACAGCGUCAGAUAUCGAGAAGGUCUGGAUCUGGUGCUGAAGAACAUCUCUCUGAAGGUCCGCGGAGGAGAAAAGAUCGGCAUUGUGGGCCGCACGGGCGCCGGGAAGUCCUCCAUGACUCUGUGUCUGUUUCGGCUCCUGGAAGCGGCGGCUGGAGAAAUCGUCAUCGAUGAUGUGAAGAUUUCAGAGAUCGGCCUGCAUGACCUGCGCUCCAAACUCACCAUCAUCCCUCAGGAGCCAGUUCUGUUCUCCGGGACGCUGCGCAUGAAUCUGGACCCCUUUGAGAGGUACAGUGAUGAAGAAGUGUGGAAAGCUCUGGAGCUCUCGCAUCUGCAGAAGUUCGUCACCAAUCAGGCUGCCAAACUGGAGCUGGAGUGCUCAGAAGGAGGAGAAAACCUCAGUGUGGGUCAGAGGCAGCUGGUGUGUUUGGCUCGUGCUCUGCUCAGGAAGACUCGUAUCCUGGUUCUGGAUGAAGCGACGGCUGCAGUGGAUCUGGAGACGGAUGAUCUGAUCCAGAGCACCAUCCGUACAGAGUUCCAGGACUGCACUGUGUUCACCAUCGCACACAGACUCAACACCAUCAUGGACUACACCAGAGUGCUGGUUCUGGAUAAGGGACAGAUCGCAGAGUUCGACACUCCCACUAACCUGAUGAAUCAGAAAGGCCUGUUUUUCGGCAUGGCCAAAGACGCGGGACUGGCCUGAGAACAGCCGGAGCGGAGCCGCAGUGCCUUCACAAUCACUCAGAGCCAGUCUGUGAUUAUACACCAGUGUUGGGGAAAGCUACAUUUCAAAGUAAUGCAUUACUACAUUGAGUUAGUCCACAAACAAGUCACUAGUUGUGUUACUUACAUUACUUGGUUAAAUUUAUGGUAAGUAAUGCAUUACAAUGGUGUAAUGCAUUAUAUUAAUAUUGAGUUACUCUCCAAAACAAGUUACUAGUUGCGUCAGUUAUUGUUUAUGAAAAGUAAUGCAUUUCAAUAUUGAGUUACUCCCCCAAAAGUAACUAAUUGGAUUACUUAAUUACUUUUUAUGGAAAUUGAUGUGUUACAAUAUUGAGUUACUCCCCAAACAAGUUACUAGUUGCAUUACUUAGUUACUUUUUAUAGAAAGUAAUGCGUUUCAAUAAUGAGUUACUUUUCAAGGAAAGUAACUAGUUACAUUACUUGUAACUACAUUAUGUUACAUUUAUGGUAAGUAAUGAGUUACAAUAUUGAGUUAUUCAUCAUAAUAAGUUUCUAGUUGAUUUACUUAGUUACUUUUUAUGGAAAGUAAUGCAUCACAAUAUUGAGUUACUCAACAAAAAGUAACUUGUUGGAUUUCUUAGUUACUUUUUAUGGAAAGUAAUGUGUGACAAUAUUGAGUUACUCCCUAAAAAACUAACUAGUUACAUACUUAGUUAAAUUUAUGGUAAGUAAUGCAUUACAAUGGUGUAAUGCAUUACAACUUUGCAGUACAAUAUUGAGUUACUCUCGAAAACAGGUUACUAGUUGCGUCAGUUACUAUUUAUGAAAAGUAAUGCGCUACAAUAUUGAGUUAAUCCCCAAAAAAGUAACUAGUUGCGUUACUUAGUUAUUUUUAUGGAAAGUAAUGCAUUUCAAUAUUGAGUUACUCCCCCAAAAGUAACUAGUUGGAUUACUUAAUUACUUUUUAUGGAAAUUAAUGUGUUACAAUAUUGAGUUACUCCCCAAACAAGUUACUAGUUGCAUUAUUUAGUUACUUUUUAUAGAAAGUAAUGCGUUUCAAUAAUGAGUUACUUUUCAAGGAAAGUAACUAGUUACAUUACUUAGUUACAUUUAUGGUAAGUAAUGAGUUACAAUAUUGAGUUACUCAUCAAAAUAAGUUUCUAGUUGCUUUACUUAGUUACAUUUUUAUGGAAAAUAAUGCAUUACAACAUUGAGUUACUCCACAAACGAGUUACUAGUAGGGUUAUUUAGUUACUUUUUAUGGAAAGUAAUCCAUGACAAAGAGUUACUCCUGCAAAAAAGUAACAAGUUGCAUUACUUAGCUACUUUUUAUGAAAAGUAAUGCGUUACAAUAUUGAGUUACUCCCCAAAAAAGUAACUAGUUACAUUACUUCGCUACAUUUAUGGCAAGUAAUGAGUUACAAUAUUGAGUUACUCAACAAAACAAGUUUGUAGUUGUGUUAUUUAGUUACUUUUUAUGAAAAGUAAUCCAGAACAAUAAUGAGUUUUUCUUUAUUUUUUUAAAGCUAAUUAAUUAAACUAAAAAGUAACUCACAUUACAUUUUUAAAAAGUAACUCAAAUAUUCUUACUUCCUUUUUAAAAGUAAUGCAUUACUUUAUUUGUGACUUAGAAAAGUCAUAUCAUUAUGUAACUCACAUUUCAUGUAAUGCAUUACCCCCAACACUGGCUAUGACUACAGUGCCACUGUUCCUGGAUCAGUCUAUUUUUGUACUGUAUUAUUUAAGUCACUUUUUGAAGUUGUUCAAUAGGGAAGAUUUUCUGUGUGAUUCCUUUUGUAAACCAAAUCUGUAAAAAAAACUUGAAUUCUCUUGCCAGAAUUGGAGUAUUGUUGCAUUUAUUAAAAAAAUAAGGUAAUA